GAGAGGGAGAGAGAGCGAGAGAGAGAGAGCAGGAUUCACGUUGAACUAGAAAGCUUCUUCGGUCCCAAGCCACCGAAUUUCCAAAGGGAAACAAAAAUGGCUGCCAUACCUUUCUCUGCUUCUUUUAAUGGUUUAAUGCAAACCAAAAUAAACCCAACUUCUUCUUCUUCUUCUUCUCUAUGGCCUUCAAUGGCUUUUUCGAUCCCAUCCAUCAAAACCUCACUUGGGUCCUCCAAAUCAGCCCUUUUUCAACACGGGCUCUCUUUUCAAUCAUCAACUCUUCUUGGGUAUCUCUUGAAAUCUCGUUCUUUCGGAGUUAACGCCAGAGCGGCAACGGAGAAGACUAUCUAUGAUUUCACUGUCAAAGAUAUUGAUGGGAAGGAUGUUUCUCUUAGCAAGUUUAAGGGGAAGGCUCUCUUGAUUGUCAAUGUCGCUUCAAAAUGUGGUUUGACACCUUCAAAUUACUCAGAACUGUCUCACAUAUAUGAGAAGUACAAAACUCAAGGAUUUGAAAUUCUAGCUUUCCCUUGCAAUCAGUUUGGUGGGCAAGAACCUGGAUCAAACCCAGAAAUCAAGCAGUUUGCUUGUACAAGGUUUAAAGCAGAAUUUCCGAUUUUUGAUAAGGUUGAUGUCAAUGGGCCAAGUACUGCUCCAGUUUACCAAUUCCUGAAAUCAAAUGCUGGAGGAUUUUUAGGUGAUCUUAUCAAAUGGAAUUUUGAGAAGUUCUUGGUGGACAAAAAUGGUAAAGUUGUUGAGAGAUACCCACCAACAACAUCACCUUUUCAAAUUGAGAAGGAUAUCCAACGGGUCGUCGCAGCAUGAACAUAGAGCUGCAAAGGCACGCAUGGCAUGAUCAGCCAUGCUGACAGUGAGAGAAGAAGAAAGACUGUAUGUGGUAUAUGUAAAUAUCUGGAUUACUCAUCACUCACAUAGUUGUACUUUCUGUACAAGUUAUUUGUGAUUCAUACUUAUAAAGUUGCUUUCUUCCUGUUU
Molecule: messenger RNA, 993 nt
Organism: Corylus avellana
Lineage: Eukaryota; Viridiplantae; Streptophyta; Magnoliopsida; Fagales; Betulaceae
Source: RefSeq, a predicted model, not a curated record